Cucumis sativus (cucumber) is the source of this 2049-nucleotide messenger RNA. RefSeq names its product protein NRT1/ PTR FAMILY 5.2. The record is from RefSeq and is a predicted model, not a curated record. Lineage: Eukaryota; Viridiplantae; Streptophyta; Magnoliopsida; Cucurbitales; Cucurbitaceae. Gene Ontology annotation, biological process: transmembrane transport; dipeptide transport. The transcript is spliced from 4 exons. The coding region runs from base 52 to 1923 and encodes 623 amino acids. Gene Ontology annotation, cellular component: membrane. Gene Ontology annotation, molecular function: dipeptide transmembrane transporter activity; tripeptide transmembrane transporter activity.
AUUAUUUUGAUGGAUUUGUAGCGGCAAAAAGAAAGGGAGAAUAUAAUAACAAUGAGAGUAACCCAAAGAUCAUCAUCUCUCUUUGCAGAAGAAAUUAGCUGUGAGGUUGAAGACGAUUACAGCAAAGAUGGAAGCGUAGAUUUGAAAGGCAAUCCCGUCCGUCGCUCCCACAGAGGCCGUUGGUCGGCCUGCUUCUUCAUCAUCGUUUACGAAGUAUUCGAGCGCACUGCAUACUACGGCAUCUCCUCCAAUCUUAUUUCCUACUUGACGGAUAAGCUCCAUCAAGGAACUGUCCAAGCCUCUAACAAUGUCACCAACUGGACUGCAACUGUUUGGAUCACUCCCAUCCUUGGCGCUUACAUUGCUGACGCCCAUCUCGGCCGUUACCGCACCUUCAUCGUCGCCUCCCUCGUCUGCCUAAUUGGAAUGUCUCUUCUAACACUGGCAGUGUCCAUGCCAAGCUUGAAGCCCCCUCCAUGUUUGGACACGAAUAAAGAAAAUUGCAAGCAGGCCUCCAGGCUACAUCUUGCCAUCUUCUUCACCGCACUCUAUAUAUUGGCUCUCGGCACGGGCGGAACCAAACCAAACAUCUCCACAAUCGGAGCCGAUCAAUUUGACGACUUCCAUCCCGGAGAGAAGGCCCAGAAGCUAUCCUUCUUCAACUGGUGGAUGUUCAGCAUCUUUUUUGGCACUCUCUUUGCCACCACCACUCUUGUUUACAUACAAGAGAAUGUGGGGUGGAGCUUGGGAUACGGCAUUCCCACUGUAGGCCUUGCAAUAGCCAUUCUCAUAUUUGCUGCUGGCACACCCUUUUACAGGCACAAACUCCCCACUGGAAGCCCUUUCAUCAGGAUGGCUAAAGUCAUUGUAGCUACUGCUUGGAAUUGGAGGCAGGAUAUUCCUGAUGACUCUAGGCAACUCUAUGAGCUUCAGCUUGAGGAGUAUAGUAAGCAAGGAACUUUCAGGAUUGAUUCCACUCCAUCCUUAAGGUUCCUCAACAAAGCUGCCAUAAGAACAGGCUCAACUCAUUCAUGGAAGCUAUGCACAGUGACCCAAGUGGAGGAAACAAAACAGAUGUUGAGAAUGAUCCCAAUUCUGAUAUGCACAUUCAUUCCAAGCACAAUGUUGCCACAGGCGCAGACCCUUUUCAUCAAGCAAGGCAGGACGCUAAAUCGAAGUGUUGGUAGCCAAUUUCAAAUCCCUCCUGCAAGUUUAACUGCUUUUGUAACCAUCUCCAUGCUAAUCAGUGUCAUCAUCUACGACAGGUUCUUUGUCAAGAUAAUGCAGAAACUAACUAACAAUCCAAGAGGAAUCACACUGCUACAAAGAAUGGGAAUUGGGAUGAUUCUCCAUAUCUUGAUAAUGACAAUUGCAUCUUUGGUUGAAAGGCAUAGACUUCAUGUUGCUAGAAAAAAUGGGUUGGAAAAAAAUGAAGAACAACUCUCACUGACCAUUUUCACUCUCCUCCCUCAGUUCAUGCUUGUGGGAGUUGCUGAUGCAUUUUCAGAAGUAGCAAAGAUUGAAUUCUUCUAUGAUCAAGCACCAGAAAACAUGAAGAGUUUAGGCACUUCGUAUUCGAUGACUUCGCUCGGAAUCGGAAACUUCCUAAGUAGUUUUCUUCUUUCAACAGUUUCUCACAUUACAAAGAAACAUGGGAAUGGGAAUGGGAAUGGAUGGAUUGAGAACAACCUAAACGUUUCUCAUCUUGACUACUACUAUGCGUUUUUGGCAGUGCUUUGUGCCAUCAACUUCUUCUUCUUUUUGGUCAUGUCCAAAAUGUAUGAGUACAAAGCAGAAGUAUCUGAUUCAAUAAAAGUGUUGAGUGACAAACUUAAGGCCUCCAACAUAAACGAAAAACCAGCUAUGAUGAGAGGCAGAGCUGAUGAAGGAAGAGGGCACUUGCCCCCCUUUAAUUUGUUGUAGAUUAAAAAUUUUAGCUAGAAAAACAGAGGUUAUAGUUUUCCCUGGCCUUGACACCUUUCAAAUUUGGGAAUGUAAAGACUAUAGGAAUAUAUCUUUUUUCUUGACAAUGUAAAGUUUUAAAUACUA